AAUUUUGGAAUGGAUGAUAGACCAUCCAUUGAGACUAUCUCAUCCUUGUUACGAGCAAAACCGAACAAUUGACCAUCUCAUUGGACGAUCUAUAUUUGAACUGUUUCACCCACCCAAUUCCAUUUCAAAACUGACAUUUACACAGUACACGUAAUAUAAUAUAGAUCCAGGUUCAAUUCCUUCAGCUUGACGUGAGGCAAGCUUGAAGAAAAAUGAGGAAUUGAGAUGAUCUGGUUCUCUCCCCCUGUUGAGUCUGGACUAGUCUCUCGAGCAUUCCUUUACAACCAUUGAACCACCACCAUUCAUGGCUUCCUCACCCCUCUCUCUCCUCCUCUUCUCUCUCUUCCUCCUCCUCCUCCACCAACCUCUCUCUACCUCAUCAACCCUCCCCAAAUCCACCCUCUUCAGACCCAACCUCAUCUCCCAGCCCACUCCCUCCAUAACCACCAGCACCACCGACACCCCCAUCACCUCCUACUUCGAAGUCACCAAACCCAUCAAACUCCCCCACACUAAACCCUGCUCCUACCUCGUCCUCCGCCACGAUUUCGCCUACACUUACUCGAAACCCCCAGUUCUUGCCAAUUACACCCCUCCUUCCGAUUGCCCAUCUCAGGAUUUCGCCAAGAUCGUACUCGAGUGGACAGCAACGUCCAAAGGCAGGCAAUUUGACCGGAUUUUCGGGGUUUGGCUCGGCGGCGUGGAGAUCCUGCGCAGCUGCACGGCGGAGCCGAGAUCCACCGGGAUAAUUUGGACCGUCCAAAAGGACAUCACGAGGUAUCACUCGUUGCUCAUGACCAAUCAAACGCUAGCUGUUUAUCUUGGAAAUCUGGUUGAUAAUACUUACACUGGUGUUUACCAUGUUGAUAUAUCAGUCCACUUUUAUCCUGCUACAGUGAGUUUGAGUAAUGGUGAGGCUAAUUUAGGUAAUUCUGCUGAUUUGAUCUUACCCGUUUCGCGAAAUCUGCCGUUGAAUGAUGGCUUGUGGUUUGAAAUCGAGAACUCGACGGAUGUAGAGUCAAAGAAGUUUGAGAUUCCUCGGAAUGCUUAUAGGGCUGUGUUGGAGGUUUAUGUCUCAUUUCAUGAGAACGAUGAAUUUUGGUAUACGAAUUUGCCGAAUGAGUACAUUAGCACAAAUAAUCUCACGGGUACAGCGGGGAAUGGGGCUUUCAGGGAGGUUGUGGUUAGAUUGGAUGGUUCAUUAGUUGGUGCAGUUUGGCCUUUUACUGUGAUAUAUACUGGAGGGGUCAAUCCCCUCCUCUGGAGGCCGAUUACCGGAAUUGGUUCUUUCAAUCUCCCUUCUUAUGAUAUUGAAAUCACGCCGUUUUUAGGAAGCAUAGUUGAUGGAAAGAUCCAUGAGUUUGCAUUUAGUGUAACCAAUGCGUUGAAUGUGUGGUAUGUAGAUGCCAAUUUGCACGUGUGGUUAGACAAGACGGGCAUGGAAACUGAAGGACAGCUUUUGAGUCACACUAGUUUGGAACCCAUAAUUUCUUUGGUAUCAAAUUUUACAGGUCUGAAUGGAAAUUUUUUGACCAGUUCUAGUAGGUCCGUAUCAUCAAUUGGAUGGGUGAAGUCAUCCCACGGGAACAUCACGACCAACACAACUCAAACAUUCAACUUCAGCAACUUUAUGGUGAUGGGGAAUGAUGGGAAUUUGCAGAUUGUGAAUCAGAUAAUUGAUUUCAAUAACAGUGUUCAUGCACUGAUGCCUACUUCUUCUACUCACUCAAUCGAAUCAUUUAAAAGGUUUCCCCUUUACCUUUACUCCAAUUCUGUGGACCAAGGAAACGACACUUCCAAUUUUGUAACGAACCUAACAUUGGGUUUCAGCGAAGAGAGAGUAGCGGCUUCUGGUUUUGGAUUCUUGGUUAGUAGUCUAAAAAAUUUGCAGAAUGCACAGGGUAUCAUGCUGGUGAAGGGGAACUUGGUGGUCAGCGGAAUAGGAAGUACACAGCAAGCAUACCAAUAUGAUAGCAGCAAAUUCUGCUAUUUUAGAACUGUGAGCAGCUCAAAUUACACUAUUCUUUACGAUAAGGUGGGCAAUACUUGCAGCAAAAAAUUUCGACCUCGUGUGGGUUUUGGACUUGCCAAAGGGUUGCCUUUCUCUGCUCAGAGGGCCUUAACAUCUGUUUUUCGUGACAAUAAGAAAUUGCAUUGACACAUUUAGUUGGCUGGUUCUUCUAUUGCUUCGCAAAAGGAGUUCUCCUAGUGGCAUUUUGGGGAAUUUUUCAGAAAGUUGGUAGACCGGGUGACAAAGUCAGUGUCGUAAUCUUCAACUAUUGUGACGGUGAAUCAUGUUUCUAUGUACUGCUAUUGUAAAUUUUUUGUUUUAUCAUUUUGGAUUUAAUGCAGCUGGUUGAUUUUCAAGAGGACAGUGGUAUUCCUCUUUGGGUUCCCUAAAAAUAAAUUUUGCAAUAUUUUGCAAAUGAUGGAAAACUUUCUUCAUAAACCUUGGGGAAAGUGGGUAUUAAUAGAUGUGCCAUUUCUCUCA
This is a messenger RNA of Rhododendron vialii, 2491 nucleotides long. RefSeq names its product peptide-N4-(N-acetyl-beta-glucosaminyl)asparagine amidase A-like. Gene Ontology annotation, cellular component: vacuole. NCBI's taxonomy places the organism in Eukaryota, Viridiplantae, Streptophyta, Magnoliopsida, Ericales, Ericaceae. The transcript has a single exon. The record is from RefSeq and is a predicted model, not a curated record. Bases 305 to 2158 code for a protein of 617 amino acids.